Molecule: messenger RNA, 891 nt
Organism: Trichomonas vaginalis G3
Lineage: Eukaryota; Parabasalia; Trichomonadida; Trichomonadidae
Product: phage tail repeat-like family
Exons: 1
Source: RefSeq, a predicted model, not a curated record
GUGGCUAGUGCGUUAGUGAAGAAGGCAGAUAAGGAAUAUGUGGAUGAAAAAGAAAAUGAAAUUAAAGAAAGGGUUGAAUGGUACCAUGAACGGACUUCAAAGAUUUUAAAAACUAAAGCCGAUACAGGAUGGGUUUCAGGGUGUUUAGACCUUAAAGCCGACAAAGAAACUGUAGAUAUGUUGACACAAACGGUUUCAAGUCAUACCAGAGGUUUAAUGGAAGAUGGACAACAGUUGAAAGAGCUUGAGAAAGGUGUUACAGAGUUAAGGAAUACAAAAGCAGACUCGACAUGGAUAAAAGGAUAUGUAGAUGCAACAAAAGAACGUAUUUUCGCAUGGACAGAAGGAACAUACCCACAAAAAUAUCAUAGACAUAGCAUCUCUGACGUAAAUGAACUUGAAGAAAAGUUAUAUAAAAAAGCAGACAAAACAGAGCUUCAAACAUUAAAGACAGAAAUACUUCAAACAGUAUAUCCUAUAGGUUCUAUUUAUACGUCAAUGAACUCUACCAGACCAGAAGUAGUACUUGGUUUUGGAACUUGGACUCAAAUAGUCGACAGGUUUUUGUAUUGUGCAAACUCUUCAAAGGAAACAGGUGGAAGUAAAGCGAUUUCAGGUGAAAAUUUACCUGCACACAGUCACUACAUAGAUUUAAGUACAUCUCAAGCAGGUUGGCAUAAGCAUAGAUAUUGGGAUUGGUCAGGAAUGACAAAAGGUAAAGGAUAUGAUGUUAAAGACAACGUUAAGUUUGCUAUAAAUUGUUACUGGAGUGACACUCAGGGAGAAGGAAACCAUACACAUAACGUUUCAGGAUAUACGCAAACAACGGGACAAAGUAAAGACUACAUGCCACCUUACAUGACAGUUUACGCAUGGUAUAGAAUUGCUUAG